GUGCGUUAACCUGGUAUCAAGUAUACCGUGAGGAAUUUAGGGGAGAUUUUGAGAAAUUUUGUACUGAAUUAGUCAAGUAUUUCUGGAGUAAGGGACUCCAGAAUAAGUUACGUUCAGCCAUUUUGGCUCCGCCUCAGGUUGAACCCACUCCUGGAACCUAUGCUAACUAUUUCCUGAAUUAUGUCAAACACGCAAAGUAUUUAGAUAUUCCUCUUGAUUCGUCUACUGUUAUCGCUGCGAUAAGCUAUCACUUUCCUCAGAAUGUUCAAGUAGCGCUGGCUCAGAGUAACUCAGAAACAAAUGAUGAGGUGAUAGCGACGCUUCAGAUUUUUGACCAACUCUCUGUGAAACCCCGCCAGGGUGCGGUUAAAAGCAGUUCACAGCAGAUUCCACCCGGUAACCAGAAAGCUAAUCAACAAGUAUUUAACCAACGUUCUCACGUCCACCAGGUGAAUUUUGACUUUAGUGUGCCACCUCCAGCGGCAUACGAGCCUUUAACUUCGGAUCAGUCUGAUCCUCAAGCAUGACUAAAUCCAGUUCCAUCUCCUAACUUGGAACACGACUCUGAGGAGAGUGAGAUCCGUAACAAUUUUUCCACGUUAACUCAUAUUAAUGCUGUUCAUUUUCAAGAUACACAGAAUAUUGGUACACUAGAAACAUUUUAUCUGUAUAAUCUAACUCUACAGGAAUCUUCAAAGAAAAUAUUGCUGACUUAUUUGGUUAUAUCACCCUUGAAGUUGACAGUGGACAGAGAUAUCCCAGAAGUGCCUUUUACUGUACAUUUAAGCUUAUUAUCAAAUUUGAAACCUAAUUCUAUUUUCAACUUGUGCACUGAAGCAUGUAGCCUGAAGUCUUCGGCAAUUGACGGGAUUGUGAUAUUCCCAUCUAAUUAUUGGCUUUAUUCUAAAUUGGUAACUCCAACUUCAGAGAAGACGGUGAAACCUGUCUCUACUGAUAAACACAUGUCAGCUUGCUUUUCUUCGCUCUUCUGUGAAUCCCUUAUUGCUUUUUCAUCUAAGAUCCCUAUUUUUUGGUGCAACUUCACUACAGAUUUGUCAAUGCUUAUCAGUAAACCUACUUUAACACAAUUUAAUGAGUAUUUCCUACAUAAGCUCUCUGAACAUGAAAAUGUCUUUCCAAUUUGUUUUGAAAAAUGUACCAAUCAAGAACAUCAACAUGAUAAUUUAGCUGUAUGUCAAUAUAAUCUCUGUAAUGUUGCCACUAAGAUUUUGAAUUUAACAAAAGGCCAGUUAUUCUCAAAUGACAUUGAUAAAUCGGUUCAAACUUUGAUGAGCACUAAUGACCAUUUUCUUCUAGCAGAAAGUGAGCAAGAUGAUGUACCUAACUUUCCUGCGAAAUGCCCGUAUGUUUCAUGUCAUGUUAAUGGAUUUAAAACCUCGGUUCUUAUUGACUCAGGAAGCGAAAUUACGCUAGUCAGUGCAGAAUUUUUUGAGGUGUUAAAACAGAAUUGUACAACUGAUCUUCCUACUCUUCCAGUGUCUAAUUUAACUGUCAAGGGAGCAACUGGGGUUCGUUCAAAAAAUGUAACGCUGCAAACACUUUUGACUGUAACGUUUGGCUCGGCUACUUUUUUAACACCAGCUUUAAUCAUUCCCAAAA
Molecule: messenger RNA, 1620 nt
Organism: Bemisia tabaci
Lineage: Eukaryota; Metazoa; Arthropoda; Insecta; Hemiptera; Aleyrodidae
Source: RefSeq, a predicted model, not a curated record